Molecule: messenger RNA, 6624 nt
Organism: Pygocentrus nattereri (red-bellied piranha)
Lineage: Eukaryota; Metazoa; Chordata; Actinopteri; Characiformes; Serrasalmidae
Gene: brpf1
Product: bromodomain and PHD finger containing, 1
Exons: 16
Coding region: 413-4270 (1285 amino acids)
Biological process (GO): regulation of transcription by RNA polymerase II
Cellular component (GO): MOZ/MORF histone acetyltransferase complex
Molecular function (GO): protein binding
Source: RefSeq, a predicted model, not a curated record
UUGUUUUCACCGAAACGAACGCCUCAAGGCUUUCUGUCACAGUGUUUGUUAUGUUUAGAUAUUUUACACAGUUAGGGUUAGGUCGCUAAUGUGCCAGAGCCCAUCGUGUGAAAAUGGCGAAUGUGCAAACACGCGCCUAUGGCAUUCAACUGUAGCCCCUUUUGUUCGCAUUAGUUCCUGUAUUAUCUUCUGUAAAAUCAAAUCACCUGAUAUUUAUUCUUACUUUCUCAAAUCAGCACAGCCGGUGCCGUCUCCGUUUAGACUCGCCGGUACACGGGGGAGCAAGCCAGCGGGGAUUUCUUCCCUUCUUCGUUGGAACUGAAGGCUGUGGUAUUGAUAUUGUGCUGCCAUUGACCAGAGCCAGGCGGAGUAAUGUAAGCUGGACUUCUCCCCUGCAGGGUCCGCUGACAGCAUGGGGCUGGACUUUGAUGUGAAAACGUUCUGUCACAACCUGCGGGCCACCAAGCCGCCCUACGAGUGUCCUGUAGAAACCUGCCGCAAAGUCUACAAGAGCUACAGUGGCAUCGAGUACCACCUGUACCAUUAUGAUCACGACAACCCCCCUCCUGCCCAGGGCACGCCCCAGAAAAAACGGAAGGGCCGCCCCCCACGAGUCUCUCUGUCCGGUUCGGGCGACGGGGCUGACUCUAGUGGCCCUGGGGUUCCUGGACAGGGUGGGACGCCUGGCAGCCCGGCAGACCACUCUGAGCACUCCCAUUCUCCUGGCAGGGAGACGAUGACGUAUGCCCAAGCUCAGCGCAUGGUUGAACUGGAGAUCCACGGCAAAGUGCACCGGGUCAGCAUCUUCGAGGACCUGGAUGUAGUUUCAGAGGAGGAUAGCGAGGCCGAGGACACACCCACAUCUGGAGCAGGAGGCUCCACCGCAUGUAACGGGGGUGAUGGAGGUGGGACUGAGGGUGGUGGCAACGGAAAGGACAGGCCGGACACUCCUGCAGCAGCCAAUGGGGGGAAAGGGGCUGGGGCCACACCCAAAGCGGGCAAGCACAAGAGUAAAGAGAAAAAGAAAGAGGGCUCACAUCACCAUGGUAACAUGCCUGGUCCAGCCGUGAAGCUGCCUGAAGCAGUGUUCCGGGAGCUGGAUCAGGAGAGGCCAGAUGCACCACCACGUGCACUGUCUUAUUACAGGUACAUAGAUAAGUCGGUGGAGGAGUUGGAUGAGGAGGUAGAGUACGACAUUGAUGAAGAAGACUACAUCUGGCUGGACAUCAUGAAUGACAAGCGGCGCAGCGAUGGAGUAACGCCGAUCCCCCAAGAGGUUUUUGAGUACCUGAUGGAUCGUCUGGAGAAGGAAUCCUACUUUGAAAGUCACAACAAGGGUGACCCCAACUCCCUGAUUGAUGAGGACGCCGUGUGCUGCAUCUGCAAUGAUGGCGAGUGCCAGAACAGUAAUGUAAUCCUGUUUUGUGACAUGUGUAACCUGGCUGUGCACCAGGAGUGUUAUGGGGUGCCCUACAUCCCUGAGGGCCAAUGGUUGUGCCGCCGAUGCCUGCAAUCGCCCUCCAGAGCUGUAGACUGCGCCCUCUGCCCCAACAAGGGUGGAGCCUUUAAACAGACUGAUGAUGCCCGAUGGGCACAUGUUGUGUGCGCGCUGUGGAUACCUGAGGUCUGCUUUGCCAACACCGUCUUCCUGGAGCCCAUCGACAGCAUCGAGCACAUCCCGCCAGCACGGUGGAAGCUGACCUGCUACAUCUGCAAGCAGCGCGGCUCGGGCGCCUGCAUCCAGUGCCACAAAGCCAACUGCUACACGGCCUUCCACGUUACCUGCGCCCAGCAGGCCGGCCUCUACAUGAAGAUGGAGCCCGUGCGCGAGACAGGCGCCAAUGGCACCUCCUUCAGCGUCCGUAAGACAGCCUACUGUGACAUCCACACCCCUCCAGGCUCAGCCCGCCCCUUGGGUGGAGUAGGCGGAGCCAGCACUUCCCACAGCGAGGGAGAGGCUGAGGACGAGGAGGAUGUGGGUGGAGUUGGCGAGGAGGAGGGGAAGGGGUGGAGCUCAGAAAGGGCCAAACGAGCCAAGGCCAAAUCCAGGAGGAAGAUGAAGAGAGCGAGGAAGAUCCUGGCAGAGAGAAGAGCGGCCGCACCGGUGGUGUCAGUGCCAUGCAUACCACCACACAGGCUCAGUAAGAUCACAGCCAAUCUGACUGUACCCAGAAAGAGUCAGUUUAUGCAGAGGCUGCAUGCCUACUGGACCUUAAAGAGACAGAGUCGCAAUGGUGUCCCCCUGCUGCGGCGGCUGCAGACACACCUGCAGUCCCAGCGCAACCCUGAGCCCAUUCCUAUAGCCACGAGGGACAGUGAGGAGAAGCAUGCAGCACUGAAGGAGCAGCUGAAGGCAUGGCAGAGACUCCGGCAUGACCUGGAGAGAGCCAGGCUGUUGGUUGAGCUCAUCCGCAAGAGAGAAAAACUCAAGAGGGAGGCGAUUAAGAUUCAACAGCUGGCUUUGGAGAUGCAGUUGACUCCAUUCCUAAGGUUGCUGAGGACAACUCUGGACCAGCUGCAAGAAAGAGACACCAGCAACUUUUUCACUGAGCCAGUCUCACUGAAUGAGGUCCCUGACUACCUGGAUCACAUCGAGCGACCGAUGGACUUUCAGACCAUGAAGCUGAGUUUGGAGUCUCAUCACUAUCUCAGCUUUGAAGCAUUUGAGGCAGACUUCCUGCUCAUCGUCAACAACUGUCUGAAAUACAAUGCCAAAGACACAGUCUUCUACCGGGCAGCACUGCGGCUGCGGGAGACAGGGGGCGCUGUUCUGCGGCAGGCUCGGCGUCAGGCAGAGCGGAUUGGCUACGAUUAUGACACGGGCAUGCAUCUCCCUCGAGAGCCCAGCCCUGAGUCGCCAUGUGAAAGGGACAGGGAGAGGGAGAGGGAGCGGGAGAGAGAGCGGGAGCGGGACAGAGAGAGAUCACCUUCCAUCAACGAAGAUGACCUGCUCUUGGCUGAGAACUGGCGGAGGCUGCCACUGGAGGAGCAGCUGCGGAUCUUGCAAGAGCGGUUCGAUGAGGUCAGCUCAGGAAAGCACAGCAUUGGCCGUUCACGGCGAGCCAAAGCCCUGAGGAAGGAAAUGACUGUAAUUAAGCGCAAACUAGCGCACCAGCGCGAGGGAAUAGCCGGCAUGGCAAGCCGUGACUCAGGAGCCUCAGGAGAGAGGGGCUCUGUGCUAGCGCAUCACGCCUCAGGGUCCACCCGUCAUGAUGAGGGAGGGGAGAGCAGCAGCCAGGAGAUCGGUGGGAAAGAUAUCAAUGCAUCUGCCUCCACACUUGCCUCUGAAGUGGGACGCAGAACUUCUGUUCUCUUCUCCAAAAAGAACCCAAAGGCCACAGGCCCACCCAAGCGGCCGGGCCGGCCCCCAAAAAACCGAGAGGCACUACACAACGUUGGGGGAGUGAACUCCAGUCCUAUAGGCCCCCCACAGCUCCCCCUACUGACCUCUGUGCGCCAACGCAAACGACCCCGCAGUCCUCGUUCCAGUUCCAGCUCUGAGAGUGACAGUGAUAACGAGCACCUGAUACUGGGUCUGCCCAGUAAUGGUUUUGAUGGAGGCAGUCAGCCAGUGACCGAGAGUUUCCGUGUAUACAGGAAUGAGAGGAGUUUACCUCGCUCCAGCUCUGACUCAGAGUCUACCACCAGCAGCAGUAGCAGCGCAGCUUCCGACAGAACCAGUACCACUCCUUCUAAACACGGCCGUGGCAAGCCCUCAUUCUCCCGCUCAGCAUUUCAAGAGGACAGCAGUGAGGAAACGUCAGGAACAGAGAAUGACUCUUACUCUGUGGGAGGUGCCAGAGGGGUUUCUCAUUUGGUGCGAGGCAGGGGUAGGUCAGGCUGCUGGAUGAGCUCGACAGACUACACCUCCCUGGAUGCACUAGACCUAGUAUGGGCCAAGUGUCGAGGAUAUCCCUCUUACCCUGCUUUGAUUAUUGACCCCAAGAUGCCACGGGAAGGAGUGUUCCACCGGGGCGUGCCGAUCCCCGUUCCCCCUCUGGAGGUGCUGAAACUGGGUGAGCAGAUGACCCAAGAGGCACGGGAACAUCUCUUUCUCGUGCUCUUCUUCGACAACAAGAGGACCUGGCAAUGGUUGCCCCGCUCUAAGCUGGUCCCGCUGGGUGUGGAUCAGGAGCUGGAUAAGGAGAAGAUGCUGGAAGGCAGGAAGUCCAACAUCAGGAAAUCUGUCCAGGUGGCUUAUCACCGAGCCAUGCAGCACCGCAACAAAGUGCAGGGAGAUCCCAGCAGCGAUACCAGCGACAGUGACUGAACAUACACACAGCUCACACGCAGUGAGCGAGCAUGCAUGUACACCUGAUAAGAUCAACAGUUUACAUUGAUAGAAGUCACACAGAUAGACUUGGGCAUACGCUUGCAUGUACGCCGACUUCCGCUCAGCAAACCGGCUCUUUGGUGCUAAAGCUACUUCGAGUACGGUGUUUGGUGCGUGGUGGUCGUGUGGAAGCAGUGGUUAGGGGUCUAGUGUAUAGUGACUGUUGUCAAGUCUUGCGUGUGUCCAGAUGUGUAAAUAUAUAUCGUGAUAGAAUGUUUUGUAGAGGGGCUCUUUUCAGUGUCACAGAGCAGUUCCAUGUCUAGAUAGUGAACACACACACACACACACACACACACACACUCACACUCUCUCUCUCAUACCUCACACUACAUCCAGUGUUUAAUCUAAGGUGGUAUACCUGUGUGGACUGAAGUUUGAUAAUGGAAUUAUAAGUUAUUGAGUCACAGUUCUUCACUAUCAGGAUUUGGGCAAACUGAAAUACUUGUGCUGGAGUUGCUCUAUAUAGACGAAAUUCAAUAUUGCGAUUGUACUGCUACACUACCAUUCAAAAGUCUGGAAUCACUUGCCAUAUUAACAGUUUUGUUAUUUUUUAUAAGCUUCCCAUACUCUUGGUAGCGUUUUUCUCUAAUACUUGGUUAAGCACCCAGUCGCCUUAAUGACAGAGCCAGUUUUGUCAGGUAACGAUUACGCUAGUCUCUUGAGAGAGUUCCUGUCCAUUGUGGCCCAUUAACGUUAUGCUUUAUGUCUGAGGGACAUAAUAACUUCCACUAACUUUGUGCUUCACAUCUGAGUAGAACACAACAUUGACACUCCCACAUUCCAUAGUAACAACUGUAUGGUGUUUAGAUGUAAUGUAUUCAACAGGAUUUGAUGGAACACUGAUCAGCAAAAUCACCACAUCUCAAUCCCAAUUCUCCUUUGGAGCAACAAGUGAAAUGUUGAGUCUCACACACACACACACACACACUCUGACUGAAAUGUGCCCCCCGUUUGUGGAAGAGUGGGCUAGAAUAGACAGCAUAUCAAGAGACUGGAUUGGUGAUGGUAUUGAGUGCAAAGGGACACCAAGUAUUAGACUACUUUUUGUCUUGAUGGCUUACCAAAAUAACUUGCGCAAUGUGGAUUUAAAUAUAACGAACUAUUUAACAAGAGCUCUUUUUUAGAGGUUUUAUUCAAGAAUUCUAUGAACAAAAAGUGAAAAAAAACAAUAUACUGUAAUUGCUUAUUUGAAUUUUUAUGUCAGGCAUUCUGACUGAGGAGAUGAUCUCCACUUUUGAAAUACGAAAAAUUUUUAUUGUAACUUCAUUCUCGAUGAAAUAGAGCUUUCUUUGUCAUUUUAGACUCUUCUCCAGCUCUGUUCAUCAUUCUGGACAUGUCUAGCACAUUCCUAGUGUUCUACGAAUUUUGUUAAACCUGUGAAGUUGCACAGGACUAAAGUGGUUUUCUACACUAGUGUGCAACCAAAGUUUUUAUAUUGUUGAAAAUAUUCAGAACUUUUGAACAGCAGUUUCCAACUUUUGAACGCUAGUGUACAUUGUGAUUAUGAUGUAGCUUACUAUUUAAAACCGAAUCAUUGAUAUGACCAUGGAAAAUACUGGAUUGUGUUUUUAUUUAUGUGAUUUGUUGGACACCGUUCAUCCAGAACACCCGCAGAAACACAUCUGGAACGUCAGGGGUUGGUCGAGAUGUUCAAAGCACACAAACAUCUAGUCAUUGGUUAGAGGCCACAUAUUGUAACGUUGUGCCAUAUUAGUAUUAAAGAAACGGUACCUUGUUCCACCCUAACAUUCCGACACGGCAUACACACUUGAGUGUAGUGUGCUCUUUGUGAGUGUAUUUGUGCGCACAAUUGGCCCGUCUGCAUGCAAAGCUGAAUGCGAGAAAGGAAAAAGUGUUUUGUGUAUGCAUGUCCAUCCACUUGUGAUGCUGUAUGUGAGUCAGAAGCUGUAUUUGUGUGUGAAAGAGAGCGAGUGGGCGAAUGUGUAUGGGUGAGAAUGAGACCGCACAGCAUGCCAUCCUCACUUUAAAUCAAGCAAUUCUAGACUGAAGAAUCGUUUAUUUAUUUGUCCACGCAAAUCAUGUCAGUCCCCCUCCUCACACACGUGUACACACUACACACAAAUACACUUCCACAGGUCUCGUGUCAUGGUGUAUCCGUCAUCUUUCGGUUUUGUAUUUUUCCCGUGGACUGUAUUGUGUAUUCCGAAGGACUAAAGGGAGGGGCGGGGUGUUCUCUUGUCUGGUCUCAUGCCAGUCCUGUCACUGUAGAACUUUUAUAUAUAAAAGAAACCUAAGAUAGAAUUUAAUAAUAAAAAAGAUUGAGUUUUUUA